Corylus avellana is the source of this 1595-nucleotide messenger RNA. Its product is annotated as cathepsin B-like protease 3. Gene Ontology annotation, biological process: proteolysis; regulation of catalytic activity. The record is from RefSeq and is a predicted model, not a curated record. NCBI's taxonomy places the organism in Eukaryota, Viridiplantae, Streptophyta, Magnoliopsida, Fagales, Betulaceae. Gene Ontology annotation, molecular function: cysteine-type endopeptidase activity.
UUGGUCAUUCUGUCAUUCUGUCGUUUUCUUCAAGUCUUAACAAAAUUUGGAGAAGCAACCGAUUUAGUCAGUUGGCACCCUGCGACCGCAAGCUCAUCUUAUCGUCUCAUUCUUCAACCUCGAUCGACGGAAUACUGGGCAGUUGCCACAACGAUGUCGUAUUUGGCGUUCUCGUUCUUAGUCUUGGUGGCCAUUUCCGGCUUCCAUCCCCUGGUCAUUGCUGUCAAACCAGUUCCCAGUAUCAAACUUAACUCCCGUAUUCUUCAGGAGUCAAUAGUUAAACAGAUAAACGAGGACCCUAAGGCUGGAUGGGAAGCUGCCAUGAAUCCUCAAUUCUCCAAUUAUACUGUUGGGCAAUUUAAGCACCUUCUUGGAGUCAAACCAACUCCUCAAAAGGAUUUGUGGAAUACCCCUCUUAUAACUCAUCCAGAAUCCUUUAAAUUGCCAAGUAGUUUUGAUGCGAGAAUUGCUUGGCCACAAUGUAAUACAAUUGGAAGAAUUCUAGAUCAGGGUCACUGUGGUUCUUGUUGGGCGUUUGGUGCUGUUGAAUCACUAACUGAUCGUUUUUGCAUCCAUUUUGGCAUGAAUAUAUCUCUAUCUGUCAAUGAUCUAUUAGCAUGCUGUGGGUUUAUGUGUGGAAGUGGUUGUGAUGGGGGGUAUCCAAUUAAUGCUUGGCGAUACUUUGUCCACCACGGUGUUGUCACUGAAGAGUGUGACCCAUACUUUGACAAUAUUGGCUGUUCCCACCCUGGCUGUGAGCCUGCAUAUCCUACUCCCAGCUGCGUUAGGAAGUGUGUAGAUAAGAACCAGCUAUGGAGGGAUUCAAAGCACUAUAGUGUUGGUGCAUAUAGAAUUAGCUCUGAUCCCUACAGUAUUAUGACAGAAGUUUAUAAGAAUGGACCAGUUGAGGUCUCCUUCACCGUUUAUGAGGAUUUUGCUCAUUACAAAUCUGGAGUUUACAAACACGUUGCAGGUGAUGUGAUGGGAGGUCAUGCCGUUAAACUAAUAGGAUGGGGGACAACUGCUUCCGGAGAGGACUAUUGGCUUCUUGCGAAUCAGUGGAAUAGAAGCUGGGGUGAUGAUGGUUAUUUCAUGAUCAGAAGAGGGACAAACGAGUGUGGUAUUGAAGAGGACGUGGUUGCUGGUUUGCCUUCUUCCAAAAAUCUUUUAAGAGAAGUUGCGACUGUGGAUGGUGUUGCAGAUGUUUCAGUUUGACAAUAGGUUACUCUGGAUGGGGAUCCCUGUUAUUAGGCUGCCCGGACGGAUGGAUUCCAUGUCUUAGGAUGUGGUUGCUGGUUUGUCUGAGCAAGUAGGCCCCACAUCUUAGCAUGUUUGGAGCAGGUGGGUUCCACAAACCCUUCUCUUAAGCUGCCAAAUUUCUGUGAAAUUCAGGCUCAACAACAGGGGAUCCCAAUCCUGUUAUUCCCCCAUAAGAACUUUAAUUUAUGACUGUUGGGAAAUGAAAGUGUUAAAACAUGGAUUAAUUAUGUCAUCAAAGGAUCAAACUGAUACCAAUUAGAUGCUGGUUGGGUGUGAAGUCUAUAAUUGAUUUGUGCAAAUAAUUUUAUUGAGACCGGGUCAUUGAGUCAUCGAUA